This is a messenger RNA of Phalaenopsis equestris, 1887 nucleotides long. Its product is annotated as B3 domain-containing protein Os03g0120900-like. Lineage: Eukaryota; Viridiplantae; Streptophyta; Magnoliopsida; Asparagales; Orchidaceae. Gene Ontology annotation, molecular function: DNA binding; DNA-binding transcription factor activity. Bases 247 to 1251 code for a protein of 334 amino acids. The transcript has 2 exons. The record is from RefSeq and is a predicted model, not a curated record.
UCUCUCUCUCUCUCUCUCUUCCCAUCUCCUCUGCACCUCUCUUCUUAUGAACUAAAUUCACCUCUGCUCUGAAUCCCUUCCCCUUUGUUCUACGGGGAAGCUUCUUUGGUUGGCAGUGGAGGCCAGGAGUGACGUCCAACGUUGAAUCAUCCACCCCCACUCGUCAAACCAAAAUCAACAGGCUAAUUCUCCUGCCGAGUCGCAGAAUUUCGAACUCUUCCUUCUGCAUCACAGAUCUAAGCAUAUAUGGAGCUCACCCAAGCAACAAAAGACAGCAGCAAGUGCUUCGGGGAAGAGGAAGAAGAGGAGCAUCAGUUCCUCCCCCCCGUCUCCUCCACUUCCCACUCCCCUUCCUCCUCCGCCUUCCUUCUCCACUGGACCGACGUCCCCGAACCAUCCCCUUCCUCCGCAACCGAACCGGCUCCAACGGUCGAAAAGGAGCAUAUGUUCGAGAAAGUCGUCACCCCAAGCGACGUCGGUAAACUUAACCGUCUCGUUAUACCGAAACAGCACGCCGAAAAAUACUUCCCUCUAGACUCUUCUACCCAAGACAAGGGCCUUCUCCUCAACUUUGAAGAUCGAAACGGCAAGCCAUGGCGAUUCCGCUACUCUUAUUGGAACUCUAGUCAAAGCUACGUCAUGACCAAGGGCUGGAGCCGGUUUGUGAAGGAGAAGCGGCUUGAUGCGGGUGACACGGUUUCGUUUGGCCGGGGUGUCGGUGAGGCCGCAAGAGAUAGACUUUUCAUUGAUUGGAAAAGGAGGCCCGACCCGCACUUCGACUCCCCCGCAUCUCUUCGGAUCCCACGCUUCGCUUACCACCCCACAUCCUCGCAUCACCCUUAUCUUCCCUUUCCCCGCUCAUCCACCGUCCCUUGGGCUACCAGCCGCUUUUUCGCCCCCACUUUAGCUUCCAACUAUUUGUACUUCCGUUCUCCUCAGCCCAGCCGUCCAAGUCUACCCAUGGUGCUCGACUCCUUUCCGGUGGGCCAAGCCAAGCCCUCUGGAAAGCCCAAGAGUGUUAGACUUUUUGGCGUUAACCUUGAGCAGCAGCAUGAAGGAGGUGAUGAUAUCGACGGCUCGGCAGGGUUUCUUCAGCUUCAGCUACGGGCUCCUGAUCUGCCCUCGCCUGAGCUACGACUUGGUGCCGGGGGCGGGGACGCUGUGGUUCGGUCGUCUUCUUCAUCUUCAUCAUCCCGGGGAGGAAAGGAUGGGCUUAUCAUUAAUUCCCCGUCAUUGGAUCUCGACAUGUGACUGGCGCUAGAGGGGAUUAUUAAUUCUUUCUUUUUUUGCUUGCUUGCCUGCUUGCCUACUGUUUAUUUGCUUUCGAAAAAGCAAUAGUGCUGACUAUAACUUAAUUAUGAUUUCAAGUUCGAGUAUUUGUUGUGGAAGAAAUGAAUGAAUAGAAGAAUGUAACUAGUUAGAUCAGUUUCUCUUCCAUGAAUCCCUUGUUUCAAUUGUAAAUACUGCACUCUCCAAUGUGUUAUUCUUGACAUAUUUCUCUUAAUUAUUCUAUAGAUUUAUUCAUUUUAUAUGUCCGGAAUGCUCUGUGUUUGAAGCUGGGAGGAUGUGUUUCAGGAAUUAAUCUAAGGAGAAGAGUACGUAAGAUCUUGAAGGAAAUGGCUUGCCAUGAACAAUGCUUGCAGUGGAGAGCACGAAUUUCAAGAAAGAUAAACAGUUUUGGAGAAUCAUGCUAACGAUCAGGCAUACAUGUUGACGGCCGUCUGGGACUGGAUGUUGGCAAGAGAGACGUUUUGUUCGAGCGAUCACCGAAAUGUGUCGGGAGAUGUUCUGCAGGACGAGGAUUGGUCCUCAAGAUGAUCGACAGGAGGCUCUCGUUUGGAUUAGAUAUCGAUCAAGUCAAUGCUUACUCGACGAUUGAAAAUUUUU